AUGGAAAUGAUAAGGAAAGCACAAUUUGAAUGUUACCAGAAAUUUAUACAAGUUCCUGUGCAUGAGAAUACAGGUUCUUACUGCAACAGAACAUGGGAUGGCUGGUUAUGCUGGGAUGACACUCCUGCAGGAGUAACGGUCAUACAGAAUUGUCCAUCUUACUAUCAGGAAUUUAACGAUCAGGAAGAAGCAAUUAAAAUCUGUGAUGAAAAAGGACAUUGGUUUGUACAUCCUGAGAGCAACAGACAAUGGACAAAUUAUACCCUCUGCACUAAUAUUAAGUGGUAUGAGAAGUCAGUUUGGAAUGCCUACUACAUUGCUAUUACUGGCCUUAGCCUUUCCUUAGUUUCACUGUUGAUUUCCCUUGGCAUAUUCUUCUGCUUUAACUAUGCUACAGCACUUACUCAUCUGGCAGGAAUUGCCCAGCAGCAGCCACUGAUUAUAACUCCUCCAGUAAGAGCCCCUUUAAUUCCUGCCUCUACAUAUGCUGUAGCCAGAAGCAUGUAUUUCAAUGAUUACUGCUGGUACAGAACAGAUACUCUUUUAGAUUAUAUCAUCACUGGGUCCAUCUUCACUGUUCUCUCGGUGAAUUUAUUGAUCCUGAUAAGAAUCAUUCAUGUCCUCAUAAAGAAAUCAAAAACCAGACUUCUUAGAAAAUCUAUUCAAUACCUAAAAGCUGUGAGGGCCACCUUCAUUUUAGCACCACUCCUUGGCAUCCAAAUCUUGUUUGCUUCCUUGGAACCAAGAGAAAGAACUAGCAAGGAGAUUCAUCUAUACAUACUCGAUGUUUGUAUAUACUUUCAGGGUUUGCUGGUGGCAACGAUUUUCUGCUUUUUUAAUGGAGAGGUCCAGUCUGUCCUACGGAGGCACUGGAAACAGUACAGGAUCCAGUUCGAACAUAGUUUUGCCCACUCCGAUGGUCUCCGGUCAGCUUCUUUUACAGUUUCUUCCUCCUUCACUGAUGGCCAAAGCUUCAAUUUUAACCAUGACUGCCCCAGUGAACAUUUAAAUGGAAAAAGCUUCAGCGAGAUGGAAAAUGGUCCUUUUAAACCCGAGAAGCUGUAUGGGUGAUUACAGAAGAUUGUCAGUUCUCACCAAUGUGUUAUUUCAAAUAGAUGGCUCCCUGAGCAGCAGUGACUUUUGGAGGGAAAUGGCUGUUCCUUAAGAAUGCAAUGAGUUUUAAUUUGUUUAUUGUGUCUACACGCAUUAGCAUAUCUUUGCAAGUGAAUGCUAGUAUACUGGAGCUAGUGACACCCAAUCAUUGGAAUAUUAAGCUUCAACCUCUGGAUUUAAAACAUUCAGAAAGAUGCUGAUUGAGAUUUUAAUGGGAUCAAUCAUGCCCUAGUUAGAUCUGUUCUUGUACAUAUGUUUUUCUGCAUAUAAAUAUAUCUGGAGAUAGAUAAACUUUGCCUCUUCAACUUCUACUGUGUAGACAAAUUGGGCAAUUUAUUUUGUAUGAAGGGAAUCAAAGGAAGUUCUGUAUUUUUUUUUUCAGCAGUUUGUAUCUUGACUGGGUUGUCAUUUUGCAGCCAUUUUGUUGCUUCAAUACUUGUAUAUACGGUAUUUAUCAUAUUCUGUUGUCUUAAGUGCAACCAACAAACACAGUCUAAAUCUUGAAGAAGAAGAAAAAUCACUAAAUGCAAAGCAUUCUUUUGGAUUGACUGUGCAACUUCUAUGUCUGACAAAGAUGGAUACAAACCAAUCUGCAAUAUUCUGAAUAAAGUGGAUUCAAAUUUACUAGACAUAUGAGGGCCAACAUUUUCAAAAAUGCCUCUUACCUUCAGUUCCUGCAAGCAAUUGAAAAAAAAUAUAGUCAUCCCAUCAAUACCUGGUAGGCAUAGGAACUAUGAGGAUGAAGAUGGGUUUUCUGUCCUUCUGUGGCCUUCUGUGUGUGUUUGUGUGUGUGUAUGUGUAUAGGACAUGUUUUGAAGGUAUGGCAAUGUUUGUGGAUGAUUUGUAUUCAGUAAAGAAAAUAGGUGCCAAGGUUUUUUUUUUAACUAUGGUAAUUUGCCAAUAGGCUUCUCCGAUUGGGCUGAUGCUUUAGUAAGAAGAACAGAAGACAACAGAUGAGCCUUUUAGGGAGCAGAGAGGAAUGAUGAGGUUCAUACCCUAAUUUAUUUAUUUUUCCUAAGUGGGAACCUUGGGUGAGAGAAAUCAUUAUUAGAAGACAGUGUCUAGUAACAGGUGUAACAUACCCACAUGGGCUCCAUAAUCCCCACAGCCAGAAUGUGGAACACUUACAGACAACUUUGAUCAUAUCCCUCUAUAACGUUCAUAGAGACAUUCUCACUCAACACCCUAGCUAGAAAUGAGUCGUUCCUUUCCUUUGAGCAAAGACCAAAUGUUGAUGAUCUAAUCAUACUGGGCACCCCAAUUCACACAUCUAAGACGGGUCAUUAUUUUGGCUUCAAACAUACAGAUGUUGGACAAGCACAAGUAGGGUUGUUUAGACCUUGACUUUAAAAAAAAAAAAAGAGCUAAUGAGAAAAGUCCUUCCAUUUAUGACUGGAGGGAAGGGAAAGAAGAACAAAUUAUUAUUUUUUUCACUUUUACAGCCCUGUGUAUAGUCUCCAAAUCUAUCCUGGAUCAUUGGGGAACUCUCCAGAGCCGGUUCAGGAGGAGUUGACAAAGUGAAAUUAUCAAAAAAUUGUUAUUGUACUGGCAGAUUUUCAGUGGGAGUACUUUGAUUCGUGUGUGUGUUUGUGUGUGUGUGGGGGGGGGGCUUACCUCACUUUGUUCAUUUGUACAAAAUGGAUGAAAUGGCCAAUGAGGCCCUCCUAUUGGAUCUUGUAGAGAAUCCUUAAGAGGCUACAGUUAGCACUUUACAUUAACAAAGUGUCCUCUACCCUUGUCCGCAAACAUGGAAGCCACAUGGAAGUCAGUGGGAUUUGAGGCCAUCUUAGUUAUUUGCAAGAUUGUAGCUGUAGCCUUCUGAAGUGGAGCCUAUUCUGGUUUGCAUAGGAGAACUGAUUUAACUUUGUGUUGCUUGGGGUUACUAGGUUUGAUUCUUCUGCCUUUACAUACACUCAGAAGUGAUUUACCAAACAGAUAAAACCACUGUUACUGUAUUUUUAACUGAUCAAGAACUGUGCAAAAUAUGAAUAAGAUAAAUGUCUUUCAAGGAAGUUUGGUAAGAACUUUAUGCUGUGCCUUUGUGAAACAUUCUUUUUUUUUUUAAGGAAGAUAAAUCUUGUAUACUGAAUAGCAAAUUAAAGACGCAGGAGCACAUGAAGUGAGGUGAAAUAAACCUUUCAAAACUCA
This is a messenger RNA of Thamnophis sirtalis, 3261 nucleotides long. The record is from RefSeq and is a predicted model, not a curated record. Lineage: Eukaryota; Metazoa; Chordata; Lepidosauria; Squamata; Natricidae.